Glycine soja is the source of this 1600-nucleotide messenger RNA. Its product is annotated as chalcone synthase. Gene Ontology annotation, biological process: polyketide biosynthetic process. The transcript has 2 exons. Lineage: Eukaryota; Viridiplantae; Streptophyta; Magnoliopsida; Fabales; Fabaceae. The record is from RefSeq and is a predicted model, not a curated record. Bases 262 to 1431 code for a protein of 389 amino acids. Gene Ontology annotation, molecular function: acyltransferase activity, transferring groups other than amino-acyl groups.
ACCAAACUCAUACAUAGGUCACAAACUAACAAACAGUCGUAGUAGACGGUGGAAAAAUGUAUAUGUUGGUGUACAUUGGUGCAUGCACGUGAUGAUACUCACCUACCCUUCAACCCUCACAUACAUAUAAAAUGCCAUCUCCUCAAACAAGUUCAAAGCACACCUUCAUUUCAACCUCUCUGAUUUUGUAAUUGAGUUCGAUCAAAUAGCUCCCAGUACUUUAAUUGAUUUCUGAAUAUCAUCACUUAAUUUGAAGGAAAGAUGGUGAGCGUAGCUGAGAUCCGCCAGGCACAAAGGGCAGAAGGCCCAGCAACCAUCCUUGCCAUUGGAACUGCAAACCCACCAAACUGUGUUGAUCAGAGCACCUAUCCUGACUACUACUUCAGAAUCACCAACAGUGAGCACAUGACCGAGCUCAAAGAGAAAUUCCAGCGCAUGUGUGACAAGUCUAUGAUCAAGAGGAGAUAUAUGUACCUAAACGAAGAGAUCUUGAAAGAGAAUCCAAACAUGUGUGCUUACAUGGCACCUUCUUUGGAUGCUAGGCAAGACAUGGUGGUGGUAGAGGUACCAAAGCUAGGGAAAGAGGCUGCAGUAAAGGCCAUAAAGGAGUGGGGCCAGCCAAAGUCAAAGAUUACCCACUUGAUCUUCUGCACCACCAGUGGUGUUGACAUGCCUGGUGCUGAUUACCAACUGACCAAACAAUUGGGCCUUCGCCCCUAUGUGAAGAGGUAUAUGAUGUACCAACAAGGUUGCUUUGCAGGUGGCACGGUUCUUCGUUUGGCCAAGGAUUUGGCUGAGAACAACAAGGGUGCACGUGUGCUUGUUGUCUGUUCUGAGAUCACUGCAGUCACAUUCCGUGGACCAAGUGACACUCACCUUGAUAGUCUUGUGGGCCAAGCAUUGUUUGGAGAUGGAGCUGCUGCUGUCAUUGUUGGUUCUGACCCAAUUCCACAAGUUGAGAAGCCUUUGUAUGAGCUUGUUUGGACUGCACAAACAAUUGCUCCAGACAGUGAAGGUGCUAUUGAUGGACACCUUCGUGAGGUUGGACUCACAUUUCACCUCCUCAAGGAUGUUCCCGGGAUUGUCUCAAAGAACAUUGACAAGGCACUUUUUGAGGCUUUCAACCCAUUGAACAUCUCUGAUUACAACUCCAUCUUUUGGAUUGCACACCCCGGUGGGCCUGCUAUUCUUGACCAAGUUGAGCAAAAGUUAGGUCUCAAACCUGAGAAGAUGAAGGCCACUAGAGAUGUGCUUAGUGAAUAUGGGAACAUGUCAAGUGCUUGUGUUCUUUUCAUCUUGGAUGAGAUGAGGAGGAAAUCUGCUGAAAAUGGACUUAAAACCACAGGUGAAGGACUUGAAUGGGGUGUGUUGUUCGGUUUUGGACCUGGACUUACCAUUGAAACUGUUGUUCUGCGCAGUGUGGCCAUCUGAGAUGCCUAAUAUAUUAUUUCAUUAUUGUGUACCACUUUUCAAACUUGCUGGAGUUUGUAACAACAACAACAAAAAAAAAAAAAACUCGUUUAGAGUUUGUAAUUGUGUACGUUUAUAUUCAAAUAAUAAUACAUGUUCGAUGGCCUUUUAGCCUAAUUUCAUGAUAACA